Molecule: messenger RNA, 969 nt
Organism: Adineta ricciae
Lineage: Eukaryota; Metazoa; Rotifera; Eurotatoria; Adinetida; Adinetidae
Source: the annotation of a GenBank genome assembly
AUGGGUCGACCAGAUUUUCGUGGUGGCCGCGGUGGCGGAGGUCGUGGCCGAGGCGGCGGUGAUCGUGGCGGUUUUCGUGGUGGACGAGGUGGUGAUCGAGGCGGUCGUGGUCCACGUGGUGGAGGUGUACGCGGUGGCGGUGGACGUGGUCGCGGCGGAGGACGAGGUGGUGGUCGCGGUGGAAGAGGUGGUGGUAUGGGCGGCGGCGGAAAGAAGGUCGUUGUCGAACCACAUCGUCAUCCAGGAGUUUUCAUUGCCCGAUCUAAAGACGAUGACAUGUUAUUAACGAAGAAUAUGGUCGUUGGCGAAAGUGUCUAUGGCGAAAAGCGCAUCAGUGUUGAUGGAGAAAAUCAAGACAAAAUUGAAUAUCGUGUAUGGAAUCCGUUUCGUUCAAAAUUAGGUGCAGCAAUUCUGAGUGGUGUUGAUAAUAUUCAUAUGCCGCCCGGCACGAAAGUUCUUUACCUUGGUGCAGCUAGUGGUACAACAGUAUCACACGUAUCCGACAUUGUUGGACCAGAUGGUCUUGUUUAUGCUGUUGAAUUUUCUCAUCGUUCUGGUCGUGAUUUAUUGAAUGUUGCUAAGAAACGAACGAACAUUAUUCCAAUCAUUGAAGACGCACGCCAUCCGCAUAAAUAUCGAAUGCUCAUCGGUAUGGUUGAUACGAUCUUUGCAGAUGUUGCCCAGCCAGAUCAAGCACGUAUUGUUGCCUUAAACGCACAUCAUUUCUUGAAGAAUGGUGGACAUUUUGUUAUUUCGAUUAAAGCUAGUUGUAUCGAUUCGACAGCCACACCAGAAGCUGUUUUUGCUGGUGAAGUAAAGAAACUUCAAAGCGAAAAGCUCAAACCAAAAGAACAACUCACAUUAGAACCGUAUGAACGUGAUCAUGCAGUUGUUGUUGGUGUUUAUCGAGCCGUCGGUAAGAGCAAGAAUAAAGAAGAAAAUGAAACCAAAGAAUCAAUGGAAGAUUAA